AUGAAAUUGUGUGAUAUUGAACUGGAAGCCAGGCAGCUGAAACAGGCGUUAAUUGAUGCUACAGCUGGGGCAAUAGCGGGUGCUGUGUCUCGGAUAGUAACAUCGCCUCUCGAUGUUAUCAGAUUUCAGGGUUUCUGGCGCGGUAAUGUCCCAGCACUGCUCAUGUUUAUGCCAUAUACUGCCAUACAAUUUACAGUGUUGCAUCAAUUGAAAACAUUUGCUGCGGGUUCUUCAAAGACAGGUAGAGAAGGCUUAAGGAAAGAUGGUAGGACAAAGCAAAGUUUGAAGGAAUUGUUCAAAACCUUAGUGAACCCACUCCAAGAUUCUGAACCCAGUUCACAUCACAUGAAAUGGGAGAAGUGGAGUAAUGGAAUUUUUGCAAAAUAA
Molecule: messenger RNA, 387 nt
Organism: Ilex paraguariensis (yerba mate)
Lineage: Eukaryota; Viridiplantae; Streptophyta; Magnoliopsida; Aquifoliales; Aquifoliaceae
Source: the annotation of a GenBank genome assembly